This is a messenger RNA of Anopheles moucheti, 2765 nucleotides long. RefSeq names its product forkhead box protein O (gene foxo). NCBI's taxonomy places the organism in Eukaryota, Metazoa, Arthropoda, Insecta, Diptera, Culicidae. Gene Ontology annotation, biological process: regulation of transcription by RNA polymerase II. Bases 727 to 2448 code for a protein of 573 amino acids. Gene Ontology annotation, molecular function: DNA-binding transcription factor activity, RNA polymerase II-specific; RNA polymerase II cis-regulatory region sequence-specific DNA binding. Gene Ontology annotation, cellular component: nucleus. The record is from RefSeq and is a predicted model, not a curated record. The transcript has 11 exons.
CGUGCCGUGGCAUUUUUUUUAUCACCGUGUGUACACUAGUCGUCAUUUACGCCGUCGCGUUGUUAAACCGAUUGUUGUACCACAUUUCGCGCGGGUUUCCGUAACCCUAGCGCUGCAAGGAUCGCUUCCAGUCAGUGUGGCUGUGGAGCCUCUGAACGUCUGACAAGGGAAUUAAUAGUAAUCAUUGCAGCAACUCUUCAGUUCCGCUUGGUGGUGUCGUGUCGAUAGACUAACCUUGAAUUCGUGUGUUUGUGUGUGCUGGAAAGUGUUAGUGUGCGUACCCGUUGGAAACAACGAGAAGCUCCAGCAGGUUGGUGUUGCGGGAGCGAAGUGUUUGAAGUGUAUCUCCCUCCCAUCCCCAGUACCGACGGUAUCUGGGUAGGGAAAUGUCCAUACGUGCGAUGACAGCUGGUGAGCACCGGUUGUAAAGCAAACGUUUAGCGCAAAUAGCCCAAAAAAAAACAAAUCGACGCACAUUAUUACGCAAACUACCGUAAAGCCGCAAGUGUCAUCGGUGUGCGUGUGUGUUUUUUUCUGCCACGUGCAGUGUCUAACAUUCCGCGUAUAUUUGCUGCGUGGACAAAAGUAAUAAUACUCUCCAGUGUGUGCGUGGAUCUGUAAUCCGUAAGCAAUCGCCUAGCGUCGAAAGAAGUUCCAGAGUAAGCGUACGACCUAGCCGCGCAUAAAACCAAUCCGUCGCAGCGUACAAGUCGAUCGAACACGGCCAUGGAUCCGUACGGUGGAGGCUGGCCGGCUUCACCGUUGCGUGCUGGUGGUGGAGGCGGUGGCGGCAUGUAUGACAACAUCUCGAACGAUGGCAUACCGAUGGAUGCGCUGGCCGAGCUGCAGGAUACGGGAUUUGAGCCGCAGACCAGGGCACGCUCCAACACCUGGCCGCUGCCGAGGCCAGAGAAUUUUGUCGAGCCGGAAACGGAACCGGACAGCAAUAAGUGCAGUAAUCAGCAGCUGGCCAAUACCGGAUCCAGCAAUACACAGUUGCAGGCGGCCGCCUCGUCCUCGUCGAAGAAAAACUCAUCACGGCGUAACGCUUGGGGCAAUCUGUCGUACGCCGACCUCAUCACACAAGCCAUCAGCUCAGCCACCGAUAACCGGCUCACGCUCAGCCAGAUCUACGAGUGGAUGGUGCAGAAUGUGCCGUACUUCAAGGAUAAGGGCGACUCGACCAGCAGCGCCGGUUGGAAGAACUCGAUCCGGCACAAUUUAUCGCUGCACAAUCGCUUCAUGCGAGUACAGAACGAGGGUACGGGCAAAUCGUCCUGGUGGAUGCUGAACCCGGACGCAAAACCGGGCAAAUCGGUGCGCCGGCGGGCCGCCUCGAUGGAAACGUCCAAGUACGAGAAGCGCCGGGGCCGGGCGAAAAAGCGCGUCGAAGCGAUACGGCAGCAGGCUGCCCUCGGUCUGGCCACCAACCCUCUCAACGAUGCCACCCCGUCACCGAGCAGUAGUGUUAGUGAAGGAUUAGAUCUGUUUCCAGAGAGUCCACUGCAUAGUGGUAACUUCCAGCUGUCGCCCGACUUCCGCCAGCGUGCCUCCUCAAAUGCGAGCUCGUGCGGUAGGUUGAGCCCGAUCCAGUCGAUCGUGUGUGUUGAUAAUGUGUGGAACUACACGACGGAGGAUGUGGCCGACCUGGCCGAUAACGCGGACCAGGCACAGGGUGAGGAGCUGGAGAUAGAUAUCGGUGCACUCGAUCAGCUGGCCGGGUCGUUGGCCGAUGAUCUGACACUGCAUCAGAACGAUUUCUUCACCGGGUUCACCCAGUCGACGGCGAUGCACAAUCAGCCGCCACCGCCACCGUACCAACCGCCCGCACCCUACACACUGAUGGCCUCGGUCGCCCCAUCGUACAGUCUCCCGCAGCAACCGAAUCAGUGUCCGAUUCAUCGCAUACAACAUUGUACCUGCAUGCUACAGAAUAAUGCCCGUGAGAGCAUCUCACCGGCGUCCGGAACUGGCAUGUCGCCCUCAUAUCCGCACAGCGAACCGUCACCUGACUACGCCAUGCUAAUUGGAUCUCGCGUAAUACAAAGAACGCCCUCGUCUAGUCCUCCGCUAACGCCAAACACGAUCUGCGGAUUGAUAGCACCACCACCGCAGCAAGAUCCAACACCGCAGACGCUAAUGGGUCAAGUGAUGGAAGCUUUAAACAGCCAAACAAACAUCGACGACAUCAACAUCAACGUAGAAUCGUUUCCCUGCGUGGACGAGGUGCUAAAGCACGAGCUCAGCUUGGAGGGAUCGCUCGAUUUCUCGAACCUGCCGCUCUCGAUCCACAACAGCUACGCGGCACCAAACAAUUCCAACUCGUCCGACUCGUCGUCCGGGAUCAGUGCGAUGACCGCACCGUCAACGAACCAGCAGGCCGCCGCACACAACCACGGCCAGUACGCGGCCCGGACAAGCGUAACACCACCGUCCUGGGUGCACUAAGGACGUACCGGGUGUGUCGAGAGUGUGUGUGUGUAUGUGGUGAAAGUGAUACGUGAUCGCUUUACCCUCAAACGACCAGUGCCCAGUGCUGUGAGAAUAUAACCACCCCUCGAAAGCUCAGCUUUUGGUGGGAAGGACCGCGAAUCAACGAUCCAACCUGGAGUGGAGUUAUGCCCGUGAAGUUAUGCCAACAACGCUUCAUAGACGUUCAGCCGAACAGCCAGAUUUUGUGGCUGCCUGCUGCUGCGGUGUGCGAUCGUACGAUUUCGUAUUACGAAAAACGCUCAUACAACUAAAACAAAAAAAAAACACAAACC